CGCAUUUUCGGCUGGUUUGAUUCAUCCAUUUUGAAGAGACGGGGGAACGGGGGGUUCGUCGGAUCCAGAGCCCCAGACUCCAGGAGCAGCGGAGUUUUUGAGAAGCCGGCAGCUCGGGGUUCGGCGGCAGCGGUCGCAGCGGCCGAAGCUCGGGGGGGGUGGGGCGCCGAGCGCGCGGGGUGGGGGGGGUCCCGGGCUUUGGCUUCUCGACUCGGUCCCGUUUCGACAGCGAACAUGUCUCGGCCUGUCAGAAAUAGGAAGGUUGUUGACUAUUCGCAGUUUCAGGAGUCUGAUGAUGCAGAUGAAGAUUAUGGAAGAGAUUCAGGCCCUCCUGCUAAGAAAAUUCGAUCAUCUCCCCGAGAAGCUAAAAAUAAGAGGCGAUCUGGAAAGAAUUCACAAGAAGAUAGUGAGGAUUCGGAAGAAAAAGACGUGAAGACCAAGAAGGACGAUUCUCCCUCAGCAGAGGACAGUGAAGAUGAAAAAGAAGACCACAAAAAUGUGCGCCAGCAGCGGCAGGCAGCAUCAAAAGCAGCUUCUAAACAGAGAGAAAUGCUCCUGGAAGAUGUUGGCAGUGAGGAAGAGCCAGAGGAGGAAGAUGAGGCACCAUUCCAGGAGAAAGAUUCCGGCAGUGAUGAAGAUUUCCUAAUGGAAGACGAUGAUGACAGUGACUAUGGCAGUUCAAAAAAGAAAAACAAAAAGAUGGUUAAGAAGUCCAAACCUGAGAGAAAAGAAAAGAAAAUGCCCAAACCCAGACUAAAGGCCACAGUGACACCAAGUCCAGUGAAAGGCAAAGGGAAAGUGGGCCGCCCCACAGCUUCAAAGGCAUCAAAGGAAAAGACUCCUUCUCCCAAAGAAGAAGAUGAGGAACCAGAAAGCCCCCCUGAGAAGAAAACAUCAGCAAGCCCCCCACCCGAGAAGUCAGGGGAUGAAGGGUCUGAAGAUGAAGCCCAGUCUGGGGAAGAUUAAAAGUGAUGGUGGUUGGGGGAGAGAUUUUAUUAAAAAAGAAAAAAGAAAAAAAAGAUAAAGAGAGGGGGGAAGAGAACCUACUUAAGAAAACGUGGUUUUGGCAAUGGCUUGACUCUUGGGCUUUCAUGCUUUCCUCCAUGUGGUGGAAUUCUCAGUCUCUUUUUCUCCCUUCUUUCUAAGAAAACCAUUGUAUGUUUAAGUUACCUUUUGAUCUAUGGGUUUUCUCUUUGCCACUCUGCCCCUUUCCAAUGAAAGCCAUGUCAAAUUAAUCACUGGAUUGACUGCUUCAUCUUUUUAUUUUUAAAGGAAGGUUUGUCACAGUUGUAAAGCAAUAAGAUUUGAGAUAAACACUAUGGAAACUGCUUUUUCUAAACUAUCUGAAGUUGAACAUAAACAAAAAAAAGGUUCAAGUGAAAAAUGAUGGACUUUUCAAAACAUCAGCUGUCAUCUAUUCGAAGAUGGUGUGUCUGUGAAAACAAGUAUGAUUGUCUUGGAAAUCAUGACUUGACAUGUCCCCUGAUGAGGCAGGGAUGAGAUAAAGAUGAAUUCUGAAUUAUUACUAAAA
Ochotona curzoniae (black-lipped pika) is the source of this 1531-nucleotide messenger RNA. RefSeq names its product nuclear casein kinase and cyclin dependent kinase substrate 1 (gene NUCKS1). Gene Ontology annotation, molecular function: single-stranded DNA binding; double-stranded DNA binding. Gene Ontology annotation, cellular component: cytoplasm. The record is from RefSeq and is a predicted model, not a curated record. The transcript is spliced from 7 exons. Lineage: Eukaryota; Metazoa; Chordata; Mammalia; Lagomorpha; Ochotonidae. Gene Ontology annotation, biological process: interstrand cross-link repair; double-strand break repair via homologous recombination. Bases 235 to 966 code for a protein of 243 amino acids.